AUGUUUAAAGUAAUUGUUCCAGAGACAAAUGCUUCUAGACACCUUUUCUUUACAAACAAAAGCAUUCAGAGGGAGGGGAUGGUGGCUGAGACGAGAGGGGCUGUCCUCUAUUUCCCCAGGAGGGGAGACCCACAGGGGCGACCCCUUGCUCAGAUCAGCCAGAAGCCACCCGAGAAAAUCAAUCUUAAGCCAACAGACCGAAUAGCCGAUUUGUUGCCAUUUUCCAAGUCAGAGCAAAACCAGACCUUGUUCCACCCAGUGGACAUUUUUGCCUUCCCCUCCCCUCCCCGAGAUUAUUAG
This is a messenger RNA of Pipistrellus nathusii (Nathusius's pipistrelle), 300 nucleotides long. The record is from the annotation of a GenBank genome assembly. NCBI's taxonomy places the organism in Eukaryota, Metazoa, Chordata, Mammalia, Chiroptera, Vespertilionidae.